This is a messenger RNA of Phacochoerus africanus (Common warthog), 1475 nucleotides long. It is a transcript of the gene TMED9, whose product is annotated as transmembrane p24 trafficking protein 9. Bases 35 to 742 code for a protein of 235 amino acids. NCBI's taxonomy places the organism in Eukaryota, Metazoa, Chordata, Mammalia, Artiodactyla, Suidae. Gene Ontology annotation, cellular component: endoplasmic reticulum-Golgi intermediate compartment; Golgi apparatus; endoplasmic reticulum. Gene Ontology annotation, biological process: intracellular protein transport; endoplasmic reticulum to Golgi vesicle-mediated transport; COPI coating of Golgi vesicle. The transcript is spliced from 5 exons. The record is from RefSeq and is a predicted model, not a curated record.
GGCCCGCUGCGACUGCGCGGGCAGGUGGGGCAAGAUGGCUGCGGAGCAGUGCGUGUGGGUCGUCGGGCCCUGUCCCGGAGCCCGGCUGGGUAGGGUCGUUCGGGCCCUCCUGCUGCUGCUGUGCUUUGCGGCCCGCGGAGGUGCACUCUACUUCCACAUUGGGGAGACGGAAAAGAAGUGCUUUAUUGAGGAGAUUCCGGACGAGACCAUGGUUAUAGGAAACUACCGGACUCAGCUGUAUGACAAGCAGCGGGAGGAGUACCAGCCGGCCACCCCCGGGCUUGGCAUGUUCGUGGAGGUGAAGGACCCAGAAGACAAGGUCAUUCUGGCCCGGCAGUAUGGUUCUGAAGGCAGGUUCACCUUCACCUCCCAUACGCCUGGUGAGCACCAGAUCUGUCUUCACUCCAAUUCCACAAAGUUCUCCCUUUUUGCUGGAGGUAUGCUGAGAGUUCAUCUGGACAUCCAGGUGGGUGAACAUGCCAACGACUAUGCAGAAAUUGCUGCCAAAGACAAGUUGAGUGAGUUGCAACUGCGAGUGCGACAGCUAGUGGAGCAAGUGGAGCAGAUCCAGAAAGAACAGAACUACCAGCGGUGGCGAGAGGAGCGCUUCCGGCAGACCAGCGAGAGCACCAACCAGCGGGUGCUGUGGUGGUCUAUUCUGCAGACCCUCAUCCUCGUAGCCAUCGGCGUCUGGCAGAUGCGACACCUCAAGAGCUUCUUUGAAGCCAAGAAGCUGGUGUAGCCAUCCCAGGCCUCCCAGGCCAUCCUUCCUCCCUGGCUGGGCCUCCUGGACUCCCUGGGAAGAACGGGCCUCCUGGACUGACUUCUCUCUGGCAGGAGGACUGGUUCCCAGCCAUGAGUGUUCUGGAGGGAAGAGAGGCCACAGCACAAGCUGAAGGCAGCAGCUUGGCUGGCUAAUACUGAGCAGGUGGUGGGGCAAAUGCUUGCCCCCUCCCCUGGGCCCUGGGCCCUUUGCAGUAAUCUCCCAGGGGCUGGUAAAGCCCCUGGGAGCUCUGCUGACACCUCAGAAUCACAGUGUUACUUACUGAUCAGGGAUGUGAGGCUGUUGUCUGGGGUGGCUGGGGGGAGGGGAGCGGGUGGGCGAGCCAGUCUUCCUUCUGUCUUCCUUUGCUAACUUGGAUUUUUGACCAGGUUGGGGUGUAGCUGUGAUUCCCUGCCCCUCGGGGAAACCUCACUAUUCCCUCCUUGGGCCUAGACCCAGCCUGCUGAUCCGGGGGGUGAGUGUCAAUUGAGGGUGGGGUAGAGGGGGUUGCAGUGUGGGAAAGUAGCCCUGAGGUUGACCCCGGAUUUUUCACAUGGUCGUUCUUUUGAAGGGUAGAAAAACUGGGGUCAGGCCAAGCAUAGGCCUUGGUGCUGGUUGGGGAUGGGGCCUGCAGAGUCUUAGUUACUGAUUUCAUUUUCAACAAGUCUAGGUUUGUUACAUUGGUUUCCCAAUAAAAAAAAUUUGACUUCUU